UCAGUUCGAAAGCAAGCGAGGGAAAAUAAACCAAACUCCAGUAGCCGUCACCUUGACGUCAUGCCUUUCCACGUGCUGCUGGAGGGGACGGGCCCACAGGUACCAGCACACCUGACCAGGAUUUCCAUCUCACUCAUCAGCACCAGCACCAACUUAACCAACAAAAUAGUCAAGGGAAGAGUGGUUCAAAAAGGGCCGCUGGUGUCGUUAGCACCUGACAACUUUAUCCUGAAGACUGUCAUCCAAGAAGAAGACUCUGUGCCCAAAGCCUCGUCUCAGAAUCUGUCCAUCAACGUCGUCCUUUUCGGAGAACUGGCCAAGAACUUCAGUGAAGCUGUCAAUCUGGAGGAUGUGGUGGUGGCCUCUGGCUUCACUGUGGACAAAUCUCCCACAGUUCGUAAGGACAACCUGCACCCUUUUAACCUGCUGCUGUCUGGAGGUGACGCCUGCAUUUAUGUGUCCCGUCCACAGCCUCCUCCUGACAGCAGGUCCCCGCUGGCCAACAAGAGGAGCUCCACACUCUCUACUGAGGUUUCCAGGACAACUAAGGCUCCAAAAUACACGUAUGUCCAACUGGGUGACCUGUCGGCUGAAUCUGUUGUUAACGUGUAUGGCGUGGUGGUGUUCUUCAAACCACCGUUUAAAAGUCGUGGCCCAGACUUCUGCUCCAUCUUGAAGAUCACUGAUCAGUCCAACCAGAACAUCACCUGCAACAUCUUCCGUGAGAAGCUGGAGGACCAUCCCAAAAUCUUUCAAAUCGGAGACAUCGUCCGUAUGCAUAGAGUUAAGGCUCAAGUCUUCAAAGACACCAUCUCGCUUGUCAACGCCUUUGGUUUUUCUGUGGUGACAUUUGACGGGACAGUAGGUGGAGCUGUGGAACCACGAACAUCUAGCAGCUAUUUCCACUUUGACCAGGAGGACCGACAGAGAGUGGAGGAGCUGCGAUCCUGGGCCUCAAGCCAGGCCCUCCUCCCCCCAGUCUCUGCUUCAAUCCCCUUGUCUGCUGUGCAGCCCAGAUCUUACUUUGACCUAACCUGUCAAGUGCUGGCCAAAGCCCCCAUCGACUCCACCUGCAUCCUGCUGAGGGUGUGGGACGGGACCAGGUGUCCUCACCCUCUGUUGAAAGUAGUUGUAGAGCCAAAUGUAACAGAAGGACCGUCCUCCUUCUCCAGGGAGAAAGAGAACCUCAUCGCCAACAUCCUUGUCUACGACAAUCAUGUGGAUUGUGCCAGGCAACUGAAG
Molecule: messenger RNA, 1242 nt
Organism: Stegastes partitus (bicolor damselfish)
Lineage: Eukaryota; Metazoa; Chordata; Actinopteri; Pomacentridae
Product: protection of telomeres protein 1-like
Exons: 10
Biological process (GO): telomere capping; regulation of telomere maintenance via telomerase
Cellular component (GO): nuclear telomere cap complex; chromosome, telomeric region
Molecular function (GO): G-rich strand telomeric DNA binding; telomerase inhibitor activity
Source: RefSeq, a predicted model, not a curated record